AUGGAUUUGGAAUCUGAUGUGUGUACUGAAGCCGUAGAAUGCCUGAAAUCAGGCGGUAUUGUUGCUGUCCCCACCGACACAGUCUACGGAUUGGGGGCAGAUCCGUUUAAUGCAAAUGCUGUGCAAAGGCUCUACAUGUUAAAAGGACGACCAGACGGUAAGCCGAUUCCACUCGUCCUCAGUUCGGUUGAUGAUGUCCAUCGCGUUGCCCAAAACUUACCUGACUACUUCUUUCACCUCACAGACCAAUUUUGGCCCGGUGGUUUAACAAUUAUCGUUGAAGCAAAGGAUCUACUUCCGAUAUUGACAGCCGGUGGUAACACAGUUGGGGUACGCAUCCCGAACAAUCCACUACUUCUGAAAAUCCUUCAAACUUUUGGCGGACCAGCGGCAAUAACAAGCGCGAAUCUCUCUGGCGAACCGCCAGCUACCUCUCCGCAAGAAAUUGGUGAAGAACUCGCAUCGCGAAUUGAUAUGAUAGUCGAUGGCGGCAAAACACCAGGACCCAUUCCGUCUACGGUCUAUGACAUCUCUGUCUCACCGCCGCUUAUCCGACGGCACGGCGUGAUUUCAGAAGAUACACUCGCUAAGGAGAUCGUGUGCUACAACAAGCUUUAA
This is a messenger RNA of Geodia barretti, 618 nucleotides long. The record is from the annotation of a GenBank genome assembly. Lineage: Eukaryota; Metazoa; Porifera; Demospongiae; Tetractinellida; Geodiidae.